UACAAUAUUAUCACUAUGAAGUGGAAUGAAGAUGUAUCGUUCCCAGAUAGACUUGCAGAGUAUUGUCAUCAACAUUAUGAGACCAAGUUGCAAAAGAAAGGAAAGCCUAGCGAGAGGGAAUGGACUGUGAUGGCUGCUUUUGUGGCGGUCGAGCAACUUGAAGACAGUGGAUGGCACUUCAAACAUCUGUUGGCAAUGGGCACUGGUAAUAGAUGUCUUGGCAAACAGUCAAUGUCAAAGGAUGGAGAUGUAGUCAAUGACUCGCAUGCAGAGAUCAUAUGUAAACGAUCAUUUCAACGUUUACUUUACAAUGACGUCAAGUGUCUAUUGACCGGCCAACAACAAACUACAUCAAGUGUAAUACUUGAUCAUUGUAAUGCAUCGGACUCAACUUCAUCACUAUACAGACUCAAAGACAACAUUACCAUUCAUAUGUAUGUCAAUCAAACUCCUUGUGGUGAUUGCUCAAUAUACCCUCUCAUCGAGGAGGAUGGAGACUCGACAAAGAAGCGCAAACGAGAUGACAAUGGGGACGAUGUGGACGAAAUGAACAAGAAGCACAAGGUUGGUGGUGAAUCACCAACCAACAAUGACAUCCAGAGAACUGGCGCAAAGGGUGUGAAGGGCGAGCCAGAGGAUAUGAGAGGUGACGGAUCGGAUUAUCAUCAGUGUGGCAUUCUCCGAGUGAAGCCAGGUCGUGGCGACCCAACAGUGUCAAUGUCAUGCAGCGAUAAGAUUGCAAGAUGGAACGUGUUGGGUGUACAGGGUGCAUUAUUAUCACAAUUUGUCCAGCCAAUCUAUCUAUCCAGCAUCACCAUUGGUGACCUUUACAACAAUGACAGCUGUCAACGAGCAUUGUACGAUCGUAUCAAUGUGUUCAACACUGAGCAGACACCUCCCUUGCCCUUUACCUUCAAUCAUUCAUUCCGAAUCUUUGGUACCAAGCUCAACUUUAUCCAUUCCAAACAACAACUUGAAGAUCGUGUGGCUAAAUCAGUAUCGUCUGGAUUCGCAAUCAGCUUUGGUUAUCCAAAUGCCAAUGAAGUGAUUAUAAGCAGCAAUGGCAAGAAGAUGGGUACCAUUGCCAAGAACUUCAAUAAUCCAUCUCAGCGUUCAUCCUUAUGCAAGCUCAACCUAUUCAAAUUGUUCAAGGAGUCUCUAGACAUCAAACAAAGCCGACAACAACAACAUCAGUACAUACCAAAGGAGCAUUUGGACACCAUCGAUGGCAAUGUCGACAGCACUGAGACAUCGACUACAACUACAACUACAACUACGUCCACAACCACAACGACAACAACCACAACAACGUCGGCUAAUGGUAUCGGUGAACUCCAAACAUACCAUGACUUCAAACAUUCAUCUCUAGCAUACUACCAAGCAUAUUCAUUGCUAAAGACACUUCGCUUUGCCAAUUGGAUAACUAAUGAUAAAGAAUACGAGAUGUUCAAG
Acytostelium subglobosum LB1 is the source of this 1452-nucleotide messenger RNA. RefSeq lists its product as hypothetical. The annotation marks the transcript as partial. NCBI's taxonomy places the organism in Eukaryota, Evosea, Eumycetozoa, Acytosteliales, Acytosteliaceae. The transcript has 3 exons. Gene Ontology annotation, biological process: RNA processing. Gene Ontology annotation, molecular function: adenosine deaminase activity; RNA binding. The record is from RefSeq and is a predicted model, not a curated record.